Messenger RNA from Penicillium atrosanguineum, 2190 nucleotides. RefSeq lists its product as uncharacterized. The transcript has 4 exons. Gene Ontology annotation, molecular function: GTPase activity; GTP binding; molecular adaptor activity. Gene Ontology annotation, cellular component: septin complex; cell division site; microtubule cytoskeleton. Gene Ontology annotation, biological process: cytoskeleton-dependent cytokinesis. Lineage: Eukaryota; Fungi; Ascomycota; Eurotiomycetes; Eurotiales; Aspergillaceae. The record is from RefSeq and is a predicted model, not a curated record. The coding region runs from base 1 to 2190 and encodes 729 amino acids.
AUGCGGCCUGUUCCUGACUUGCCGUCUUUCGCCCGCAAACCCUCCCUCGAGCACUCCCCGUCCCUUGAUCCCCGCACCGCUGCCCCCGCUACAUUCUUCCUAUCGCGAAGUCCGCAUGCUUCCGAUGACGAGCCCAACUCCCCUGUCGAUGAACCUGCCGACCUCAAAGAGAGCAUGUACGGGGGGGAGACCUUAUCUCGCUCCGAACUGGCUGCAAGCUCCCCGCGCUCGAUCCCUGGAGACAGCCAGUUCAUGAAUAGUCCGUCCCAAGGAUCCGAGGACUCAGAGGAAGCCCAGAGCUCACGGCGUCGAUCAACGAUCAAGCCUUUUGGUUAUGGAGUGCAGGACUCCCCAUCGCGACCAACCCCAUCCGAUACUGUCUCGCGCCCACCGACCCCGCUGAACCCCGACGAGCCAUGCUCGCUGCCUAGCAGUCCUAAGUCCAUCUCGAAUCAUUCAUUUCGGCCGCUUGACGAUAUCUCCAUUACAGAUGAAAUAUACAGUCAGCCCCUCAUGUCGAGAGACGAAGAGGAAAGGUCCGGGGCAUCACCUCGUCUUGGCCCUGGCGGGGCUGGAGCUUCUCAGCUCAUCAUGCCUAGUCUGACGAUGCCCAGUCGGCGACCAUUUACCGGCCGAGGAAAGGCUAUGGGUAGAUUCAAAGUACUCUUGGCUGGAGCUCCGGGAUCCGGAAAAUCAUCCCUGAUAAAAUCCAUUGUUCAGAUAAGUGAGGAUAUUGUGCAUAUCGAUUCCCUGGAUACUCUUUCCUCGGUGACCUCACUCGAACGCCGCCGGUCGUCGCAUCUCCACUUCGGGGUCCCCACUCGCGGGAUGUCCACCGCCGUGACCGAGAUCUACGCUAGUACCAAACCGUAUCCCUCGUGGUGGUCUGAUCUAGAGGACUCGCGCGUGUUGCGACGCCGGAAAAGCAUUGGCGAAAUUGUAUUGGAGCGAAACCUCUGUUUUGUCGAUACACCCGCUACUUCCCUGAGCCGGGCAGGGCAAACCGAUGCCAUCGUCCAGUACAUGCGGCAGCAAUUCCACCGAGCAACCACAGCCCUCGCGAGCUCAGGCGUAGAUUUCCAAAAUUUGCUUGCUGGAAAUGGCGGCUCCCAAGUUGAUGCAGUCUUGUACUUGAUAUCUGAGGAAACUUUGCCGACAGAUGUUGAAUGCAUUCGCAAGCUCUGCGAUCUGAGCAAUGUCAUCCCAGUCGUUUCCAAGGCAGACAAUUUGACCGACGAGCAGAUCACCUUGCUGAAGAACAAGUUCCACCAGCGAGCUCAGGAUGCCGGAAUCAAGCCCUUCCUAUUUGGCAAUCAACAGCCUGGAGAGCUUGACGGACUCGAACCACAGCCUCCCUAUGCAGUAUCGUCCGAGAAAACUGCCGACAUGGAAGUCAUGGACGCCAGUACACUGAUGAGUCCAGAUUACGUACAACCGCUCAUCGUAUCUGAACUUAGCACUUUGGUAGAGAAGUUGUUCGACCGGGACAAUCUCGCCUGGAUGCGCCACUCAGCUGCGAAGAAACUAGCGCAGCGCCGCGGCGAUUUCCCACCAGCUCCACUAACUGCAGCACCACUUCUCAACCCACUCUCAGGUGCCACUACCGGUGGAACAGGCUGGCGCGGCGUAUCAGGAGCAUCUAUGAACUCAUCCAUCUCUUCAACCAGCGACUCACCCCCCAGCUACACAAUGGCCCGGAUCACAGACUACACACGACACGAAGAGCGAAUGGCUCAAGUGCGACUUGCCCACUGGGCAACAGACCUGCAGCGCAGCCUACAAAACGAGCGUGACCGAUACUCCGCCCUGGCCCGCGGCGAUCGCGCCGUAUGGCUGACCGAGAAACUGAGCGAAUGUGUCAUAGAUGGCUCCCUCGUGCCCAUCUCCCAGACUCCCGGUUUCUGUGGUCUACACAUCCCCAUCGGCGAGAAAGGUCCGAGCGGGCUACAUGCCAUGCGACCCCCAGGAUCAAAGGACUACCGCUUCACAAAUAUGAGUCCCCAUGACCCUCUCGGCGUGGUUGGCUGGAUUGACGACAUCUCCCGACGCAGCUGGAUUAUCGUCCAAAUCGUCGGCAGUGUCGGUGUAGUUGGCGGGCUGGCACUUUGGCUUGCCCGGACGUGGGGAGUUUCCACUAAGUCCCUAUCAGACCUCCAGCUGGACUACUGGGUUGGACGUAUGGAGCGAUAA